This is a messenger RNA of Rhopilema esculentum, 4980 nucleotides long. RefSeq names its product kanadaptin. The record is from RefSeq and is a predicted model, not a curated record. NCBI's taxonomy places the organism in Eukaryota, Metazoa, Cnidaria, Scyphozoa, Rhizostomeae, Rhizostomatidae. Gene Ontology annotation, molecular function: protein binding.
AAUCAAAAUUUCCCUUAUAUUUUGGAAAAUGGUGAAUUUCGAACCACAGCAAUUUGAUAUAGUUUAGAUUAAAUGAUUGCAUAAAUAUGGAAGACAAAGGAAACAGCAAAAAAGAAAAUUUAGGUUUAGAAGAAAGUAAAGUUGACGGAAAUCGAAGCUGCCAUAUCGGGAAAGCAGACGAAGAAAGUGAUUGCGAUAACAAAGUGGCAAAGAAUACUACUACCGAAAAUGCUCAAUUUGCUUCACCAGCCUUUCUCGCACCAAAAAAGACUGCGCUCAAAAGAAAACCUCAGACAGUAGUGAAAAAGAAAUCUCCUGAUGGCGAGGAAUCUAGUGGGAAAGAAUUGAAGACAACAACGAUUCAAAAUGUGACAUCAGUCACAGAACAGUCUCCUGAAAAAAGUGAAAAUAAAACUGAAAACCCUGAGCAGCAAGAUUUAAGUCAAAGGAAACCAAGUGUUCCCUUUAGUUGUCCAAGCUGGUGUACUACCUGCUCUAAGGAUUACGUCUUUGAGAUCCUAAAAAAUGGUGUUAUGAAAGGAAAAAUAGAUUUGACUGACAAACCAUUCUAUAUCUUUGGACGACUAGAAGGCUGUGAUGUGCUCUUAGAACAUCCCUCUAUUUCCAGAUAUCAUGCAGUUGUUGUUUAUAGAGGAGCUCAGGAAAAAGGGUCAAAGAUAGAGGAAGGAUUUUAUGUUAUGGACCUUGGCAGCACCCACGGCACAGUUGUUAAUAAAAUAGCUUUACAACCACAUGUUUACCACAGGAUUCGAGUUGGAUAUGUUAUAAAAUUUGGUGCAAGCAGUCGUUUAUAUGUUUUACAGGGUCCUGAAGAUGAUCAAGAUGAAGAGGUUGAUAUGAAUAUUGUAAAGGAAAAAAGAGAAAUUGAUAAGAGUGAGGAGGAUGAAGAACCAACUGAUGAAAGUGUUGAAGAUGCUGGGAUAUCAUGGGGCAUAGGUGAAGAUGCAGUAGAAGAAGAGAUUGAUUUGGAGAAAUUGCUUGCAAGUAGAAAACCUUUGGAACUAAAGGACCCUAAAAAGACUCUUAGGGGCUUUUUUGAAAGAGAGGGCUUGGAAUUAGAGUAUGAAUCAGACGAAAGAGGGACAGGACAUACAAAAGUUUUUGUUAUUAGGGUCAAACUGCCUAUUGAAGAUGCAGCAGGACAAGAACUAGUUGCUGAAGGGACAUCAACCAAAAAGAAAGAUGCUGUGGUUGCAUGUGCAUAUGAGGCAUGCAGAAUAAUUGAUGCUCAUGGAAUGUUAAGAAAUGCUAUACAUGAAAGUGAAAGAUCAAAACGUGCAAAGAGAUUGGCAGACAACGAUUAUUAUGACAGCGAUGAGGACACUUUUCUCGACAGAACUGGUGCAGUCGAAUCAAAACGACAGAAGAGAUUGAAAAAGGCUGGACAAGCUGCCAAAGAAACUGUGGAGACUUACGAUAGUUUGACAGAGGCACUUGAGACGACACUGCAGGAAAUACAAUCCUUGGAAAAGUCGCUCUCAGAUGAUCAGAAUGCUGAAAAGCGUAUCAAUCAAGAUGGUGGAGAUGAGCUCGAUCAGUUUAUGAACACUGUGGAUUCACGCUUGGACAAGAAAACCAGAAUUAGCAUGAAGCAUCGCCUGUCUGCUUUGAAAAAGGAGCAAAGACGCGUUGAAAAACUUCUGGAAAUUGUCAAACCAGUCGAAUUACCACCUUUAAAAGCCCCCCAGUCUCCUUUGGUUGGAAGAAAGAAUGAUGGACCAGAAAUUAAAGAAAAAGCAAAAGUUGAACAAAGCAACGUAGACACAGUUAUAAUAGACCAAGAGAAGGCUCAAGAUGGAGCUAAACAUGUCAAAGCUGAGAGAAGUACGUCCAACGAUUGCAGCAAGCCCACAAUGAAUUAUGGGAGUUCCCUAGUUGAUGUGAUCUCAAGAAUCAACCCUAGCUCGGAAGAAUCAGACAAGGUCGAACAACAUCCAAGGCAAAAACAGAAAACAAAGAAAAAAGUUUACGGAGCACAGAUGACCCCAGAUUCGACUUCCAAAUUCGAUGCAUGGAUUCCUCCAAAAGGUCAAACUGGCGAUGGUAAAACGCAUUUAAAUGAAAGAUUUGGCUAUUAGACAAUGAACAAACAGCCGUUUGCUUUCCAAAACAUGUCGAAGUGGCACGAAGGACUGGCUGCCGAAGUGACUAUGUGCAAAAAGGGCUGAUUGCUUCCCAAUUCUAUGUACUCUGAUUGAUUUACAAAGCUAUAUCGAGAUUCCUGAAAAUAAUACGCAAUUAGAGCGCUGGUUUGAACUUAAAUGACAAUUCGACUCUCUUUGGCCGUAGCACAGACCUCAUUAUUCUAUGAAAGUCAACAUAGCACAAGACCCGACCCCACAAGAACCUGUCUGUCGAAGUAAAUAUUUUCAGUGGCUAACAUACUUUUAAUCCAAAAGUGAGCGCCGGGCUCAUUAAAUUUUCCAGUGCUUUUAGGGGCAGGCACCGUGGAACUGGGGGGGCUUUAGCGCUUCCACUUUUUGCAGAAAAGUGCCAAAUAUUUAGUAUUAAACUACCAGUAAAGCCUCUUUUUAUACGGUUUUAGCUCCCCACCACUUGCUUUAGACCCCCCCCCCCACUUUUCUCAUAGCUACGCAGUGCCUGGGAGGUUCAUGCAAAGCGGAGCACAGACCAGUUUUCAAUGAUUUUCCAGAACUAAACCUCUGUCCUCCACUUUGAAAAAAGCCAUAUUUUGGAUUUGACGUAUACGGACAUGGGAGUUGAAGUAAAGUUAGGCUGUAUUUUGUCAUUUAGAUAAAUUUUAAUGCUUGAAUAGCGAUAAAAAGUAAUUUUUGAAACUUGUAGAUCUUUCUACUUUUGUUUUUGAAUACACAUGUACAUGUUGAAUCUGGCUGAAUUGAUUAGCGACAGCUUUAUCGAUCUGAAGGCAGCAAAAUUGAGCAAAAUUCGUAUAGCAAAUUCAUGUCGUAGUUCGAAAUGCAAGCCUUUGGGCGUAUUCAAAACUAAAGCUAAAAAAGGUUCUUUUUCGAGGGGACCCUUAUUCAAGAAGAUGUUCUUCUUCUAUGCGGAAUAUAUUUAAAAAUCAACUAUAUUGGUGCCCCAAAAAGGAUAAAAAUUGAACUCGACGAAAAUGGUUCUUAAUUCUUAAAUUAUAUUAUUUGAAACUUACCAAUAUGCAAUAAUGCAAAAACGAUGAUGCAUCGUCAAGAAUUUGAAAUCAAUCGGCUGUUUUAUUCAAAAUCAAACAGUAUGAUAAGGAAGGGGUGUUCGAGAUGGGGACCUAUUCAAUACCUGAUGAUAAAGAGAAGGGGGAUUAUUCGAAAAGGGGGUUUACAGUAUAAUCCGGUUAUAACGUACUUUAAGGGAUCAGUGUAUUUAGUACGUUAUAUCCGAAGUACGUUGUAACGAGGGUAAGUAAAAGUUGACUAAAACCAAGCACACCUUUUGCCGGGACCAAGCACACCAGUACGUUAUAUCCGAAAGUACGUAAUAACCGAGUACGUUAUAACGGGAUUCUAAUGUAGUCGAAUUAUAACAUUAAGCUGUUCAGAAAUGAUCUACUGUCAGCACUCAGUUUGGGCUAGAAUUUUUGAUAGUUUCAGUAAUGAGCUUUGGUGAAAUUUGUUUUAACAGACGAUACGUGUAACGUUCUACGUUCUUUGCUAGCAUGGAGAGACUGGCGUGCUUAGGCCCGGAGGCCUAAGCCAAGUAAAACAACAGCGUAGUUAUAGAACAACGUAUCUCAAUCAAAUUCAAACCAAGACUAAUUUAUUAUUACCAACAACGAUUAAUAAUAAAAACGGAAACUACACACUGACUUAAGACAAUAGAUACCUGACAACAAGAUAACGUUUGAUCACAGAUACAUCACGCAACACAACUAAUUCACAAACCCUAACACGUUACAUACGCAUAGAAGGCCUCUAAAUCGCAAUAUUUAACUAAAUUAUUUUUUGUUUCGAUGUUCUUCUCCAUUUAAGUAUUUAGUGUGGUCACACCCUUGAAAAUCAAAACUUCAACUAAACCCUUUGACUGAGGGCCUCCACUUGCGUAAGUAAAAAUGCUAAAUUUGAUGAAACGAAUAUCUAAAAAUUGUGAUCAAUUUAUUUCUUGCAUGGGAAUGUGGGCACAACGCACUUUGUCAAUAGAUGACGCCCCUAAUUCCCAAUAGUUGGCCUAGAGACGGGACUUACUUGAGGACGAGGAGCUGCGACACUCCCACCCCCUCCAAAUAUUUGUGACAUUCUGUGUAUUUUGCUUUGAUUUGGUAAAAUAAUUAUCGGUAUUACGUAGAAAUCAAACGACGCCAGAAUAGAAUCUUAAAAAUAGAUGCUUCAUCGUUUUCUAGGCACCUAAAGUGUUCGGCACCAGUAUCCAAUCAUUAUCUAACACCCCCCUAAUCCUUGCCGCUAAAUUCGUCCCUGCCCCUCUCCCCGCAAUUAGAAAAAAAUAAUCGACGAUUCGAUUACAUUCGAUUACAUAAUGUCCUUUGUUAUCUUCUUUUCGUUUGUGUUCCUCGGUCUGUUGGCUACUUCCUACGUCUCCUAAUGACACCAUUAUGGUACGAUAAGUCUUGCCACAGGAUACAAAGUCCAGCGAUGCACAAAUAAACAACUUCAGUGUUUUCUGUAGUUGGAGAUUACCCCCUCCUUGAAAUUGUUUUUCUCGUUGGUCUGUGCAUCCUUUAUUCCAGUCAAUCAUCGGUCAAUUGCAUAUGAGAACACUAUUUGAUUGGAUACCUUCAACAGUCUAGUCCAUAUUUGGCAAGGUGGAUUGUCUUCGAGGUUCAGCGGUCCUUAUCUUCUAGACAGGUGGCGUAAAGGCAAUUAUUUCGAAAGACAAUUGGGCAUGUGUACCUAAAACCCGGCUUCACAGAGUGAUUUUUUUUCAGUGUAAGGUCUAGCUAGAGCUUCAAAAUGGGUGGUACAGUUUCAAGGAAUAGUUUUGACUGGUCCUACACAGAAGAACCACACGCAUCAAGAAGGGCGGAAAUGUUGA